AUGGAAGAACUAUCAAUUGACGAAGAGAACGCGAUGAGACAAACUUCCUCAUCUUUAACUGCAAGUCAGGAUGAAUUAAGAGAAUUAUGUUUUCUACUUGAUAAAGAACGUCAAAAAAUGUCGGAAUUAGUUGAACAAUGGAAAGUAUUUAGUGCUACUGCCAGAGACAAACUUACUUCACAAAUCGUGGAUUAUCAAGAGAAAUUAAUCGAACUUGAACAACGACAGGAAUUACUCUUAAAAGGAAAUGAUUCCCUUCGAUUAAUUAUUCAUCAAAUGAUUACAAAUUCGAAUAAGAAACAUAAACAAUCACAAACAGAUGUUAUAAACUAUCCAGCAAGUUUUCAAAGAUCUAAUCCAAUUUACGAUCACCUAUCCAGAAUAAAAGUAACCAUCGAACCAGAAUUUUCAUUAAACUCACCGUUUGAUGAUCAACUUCAACAACAAAUCUCUAUUGAAAAUAUCUUUGAUGCUAUCAAAACAGUAGAAAUUUAUCAAACAACUCAAUGUCUAACUCACCAGUCGGAAAAAACCUUACUCAAACAAUUUUGUGCUUUGGUUUGGAACUAUUUGGAAGAUCGAUCGAAACCGAAAAGUAGCUGUUUAUUAUGA
Molecule: messenger RNA, 612 nt
Organism: Adineta ricciae
Lineage: Eukaryota; Metazoa; Rotifera; Eurotatoria; Adinetida; Adinetidae
Source: the annotation of a GenBank genome assembly